AUGACUUGUGCAUAUUGUAAGAAACCUGGUCAUACUAUGGAUGACUGCUGGAAGAGGCAAGGAAAGUGCUUGAAAUGUGGAAGUAGCGAGCACCAAAUUUCUGGAUGUCCAAAAAUGCAGGAAGGGACUACUUCGAACGCUAGACCAAACACUUCUGGAGGGAGCCGGCCGACAGUUCCUGCCAGAGUGUAUGCUAUAGGUGACCAACCUGUACCUGAUUCCUCGGAAGUGGUGGAAGGUACACUUCCGAUUUUUCAUCGAUUAGCUAAAGUGUUAAUUGACCCUGGUGCAACCCAUUCAUUCGUAAAUCCAUCUUUUAUGUCUGGAAUAGAUGUGCAACCUGUUAGAUUACCCUUCGAUCUUGAAGUUAGGACUCCCAUGGGUUACGAUGUUAUAAUAGGAAUGGAUUUUCUAGGCCAUUAUCAUGCUAAACUUGACUGCCGAGCGAAAGUGGUGGAAUUUUGUAUACCUGGUGAAGCAACCCUGAGGUUAGAUGUCAAGGGUAGGUUAGCAUCAUCUGCUAUGAUCUCAGGAAUCCGAGCAAGGAAAAUGUUGUCUAAAGGAGCGCAAGGUUUCUUAGCUUCUUGA
Molecule: messenger RNA, 588 nt
Organism: Coffea arabica (coffee)
Lineage: Eukaryota; Viridiplantae; Streptophyta; Magnoliopsida; Gentianales; Rubiaceae
Source: RefSeq, a predicted model, not a curated record